This is a messenger RNA of Rangifer tarandus platyrhynchus (Svalbard reindeer), 306 nucleotides long. The record is from the annotation of a GenBank genome assembly. Lineage: Eukaryota; Metazoa; Chordata; Mammalia; Artiodactyla; Cervidae.
AUGAAAGUGAAAAGUGAAGUCGCUCAGUCACGUCCGACUCUUAGCGACCCCACAGACAGCAGCUUACCAGCCUCCUCCGUCCAUGGGAUUUUCCAGGAAAGAGUACUGGAGUGGGUCAGUGUGGCUACCUGCUCCAAUAUUCUUGCCUGGAGAAUUCCAUGGACAGAGGAGCCUGAUGGGUUACAGUCCAUGGGGUCACAAAGAGUUGGGCACGAUGGAGCGAGUUUCACUUUUGGAGGUUUGGAGACCCAGAAGGAUGAGGAGCAAGGGCUUACAGUGGAGAGGCACCACUUCCACAGACCAUAG